This is a messenger RNA of Rotaria sordida, 2022 nucleotides long. The record is from the annotation of a GenBank genome assembly. Lineage: Eukaryota; Metazoa; Rotifera; Eurotatoria; Philodinida; Philodinidae.
AUGAUAAGUUCAUCUUGGCCAAAUACACCAUGUCAAAUGCAAAGGCCAUCAUUAAUUGAGGAUGAUGAUGACCAUACUAAUAAUAAGAAUGGAAAACAAUUGCUAUCAAAAAGUCUUACAUUUGAUAGGGAACCAUUAAAACAAAAACGAAUAAAAAGACUAAGUCGACCAUCACCAGCUAUAAUUGAACAACAACUACAAUGUUUAGGUCGAAGUUUACUUAGUAAUGAUAAUUGGCGACAAGAGACAAUGGCUGAUGUUCAUAUUGAUCCAUUACUAUAUGUACGUGGCAUGCUUAAUGAAUUGAGUAAUACAGAAGCUUUCCUUUAUACUCGACAAUGUCGUAUUGUUGUUGGUAAAUUACGUUUAUGUUGGAGUGAUGUUAAUGAAGAAAUAAAAUCAUUAUUAAAACAUAAAGAAUAUAUAGAAGCAGCUAUUGAACAUAUUCGAAAAGAUUUAAUAAUUAAUAAAGAGAAUAAUUUACAACAACAUCAACCACCAUUGACAGUACUUCCUCAACUAUUAUCAACUCUUGGUUUUCGUCUACCAUGUACACCUCAAAAUAAUUCAAUAACUUCAUCUAAUUCAAAUUUAAAUAAUACAAAUAUUUCAACAGAAGCAACAUUAUUGAAUGAAAAUAGUUCACUACUUGGUGGAAAUUUACUUGCUUUUACAUCAGAUGUUAUGCAAGUAUUUCAAGAUACAACAAAAUUAAUUGAAGAAUCAUAUGAAAUUAAAAAACAAGCGAUGAAUCAAAUAAAAGAUACAAAAGCUUAUUCAUUAACUGUUAAUCAAAGUAUUGCUCAAAAACUUGCGGAUAUUAUUACAUUAGCUGUAAGAAUAUUGUUUCAUUUCAAAGACUAGAGUUUUGUUAGAAUUAAGAGUUUCUGAUAGGAAUGGAAGUUAAUUGAGACGAUUAAAGAUUGUUAAGAUCUCAGUCAGAGUUAGUCAUCUAGGAUACACAGAUGACCAACUACAUGCAAUUUAAUUUAAUUCAUUUAAAGAGAGUUUUUUGACUAAACUUGCAAUUUUUGAAAUGUUUUAGUCAAUUCAGCUCAACUGAAUUCAUCAAUUUCGAAAAUUGUUAUGAUGUGAUUACACUCAAUUUAAGAUUUGAACUAAGUUGAAUCGACCUUUUUGCAUUGAAUUGUUCAAUUCUGAUCUCGGCCAUUCUUGAGGGUGUGGAUGCGAGUGUGGUCUGGAGUUAUUUAAAGUGUGCACCCACACCCUUUUUCUUUCUUUCAUUCUUGUCAGAUAUUCGUUGUUCUUGCUGAUACUGUGGAGUAUCAUCAUCAUGUGUCUCUUUUUUUGAUAGACAUAUUGUCUUUCGAGAAUAUAUUAGAAGAUUUUGACUCUUCUUUUUCUGGUCUCAUUGAUGAAGUCAAAUUGUUUUUAACUUUAUCAAAUAAUCUAUUUGCUUGAAACAAUGGGUAACACUAUGGCAGAUAACGUAUAUAAAAGAACUUGAAAAAGAACAUUUCUGAAAAUUGAGCUUGAAUGUCUAAAAUUAUUAUAAACCUAAUACAUAAUUUUUAUGCCAGGAUGAUGACAGUUAAAAUAAAAUUUCGUCCUCAAAAGUUUCAAUGAUAUAUCAAAGAAUCUAUAGAUCAUUUUGGGUAUUAUAAUGAUUUAUUAUUUAUUUAUCUUAGUAUCUAAUUUUCGUAUUACUUGUCAGAAUACUAAAAAACAUUUUUGGCUCUAGUAAUAGAAAGAUCGAAAAGAAAAAUGUUGAAAAAAAAGUUGUCUCUAGUAAACGCUGACUUUUAUGUCGUCUAUCUUUAUUAUUAUUGUUCUGCUCAUUCUAUUGAUCUCGUGAUAUAGUCAUUAGUAAAGAUGAUGAGUAAUAUUUGACAGAAAAGAGCUAGCUAGAAUAAUCAGAAAAAUAAAGUAGUAUUAUACAAAUGAAAAUAUAUUAUCAUGACAAACAGCUGUUUUGAUAUGUAAGCUUAUUGAAAGUUUUCAUAAAAUUCGAAUCAUCAAUUGAUUACAAUGUGACUGUCAACCUCUAGAAAAAGAAUAUAU